Molecule: messenger RNA, 262 nt
Organism: Closterium sp. NIES-67
Lineage: Eukaryota; Viridiplantae; Streptophyta; Zygnematophyceae; Desmidiales; Closteriaceae
Source: the annotation of a GenBank genome assembly
GAUGAGGUGGUGAUGGAUGUGGUGGGCCCCUUGAAGCUUGGAGCUGCUGGAGCAGAGUACUUCCUCACCAUUGUGGACGUCUACACUCGCAUGACUUGGGUGUAUGUACUGCCCAAGAAGAGUGACGUAGCUGAAACGGUGAAGACCGAUUGGUUGCCGAUGGUGGAGCGGCAACAAGACCGACUUGUGAAGGCGAUUCGCACUGACCUGUGAAGUGUCCAUCGUGUCGCAGGUGUGUGCAGCAAGCCCCGAUCAACUCAAG